Molecule: messenger RNA, 1432 nt
Organism: Carlito syrichta (Philippine tarsier)
Lineage: Eukaryota; Metazoa; Chordata; Mammalia; Primates; Tarsiidae
Gene: DMPK
Product: DM1 protein kinase
Exons: 10
Biological process (GO): peptidyl-threonine phosphorylation; actomyosin structure organization
Cellular component (GO): cytoskeleton; cytoplasm
Molecular function (GO): ATP binding; protein serine/threonine kinase activity
Source: RefSeq, a predicted model, not a curated record
UCUGCGGUUCUCUCCCUGCUGGGGGCUGCACAGGAAUGGGGCAUCUCUGGGAGUUCUUGUCCCAGGCGGCCAGUGGGCGCCCCCUAGGGGGACUACUGACCACUCGUGACACCCCCAGUACCUGGUCAUGGAGUACUACGUGGGCGGGGACCUGCUCACGCUGCUGGGCAAGUUCGGGGAGCGGAUCCCGGCGGAGAUGGCCCGCUUCUACCUGGCCGAGAUCGUCAUGGCCAUAGACUCGGUGCACCGGCUAGGCUAUGUGCACAGAGACAUCAAGCCCGACAACAUCCUGCUGGACCGCUGCGGCCACAUCCGCCUGGCCGACUUCGGCUCCUGCCUCAAGCUACGGGCGGACGGAACGGUGCGGUCGCUGGUGGCUGUGGGCACCCCAGACUACUUGUCCCCCGAGAUCCUGCAGGCCGUGGGCGGCGGGCCCGGGCCAGGCAGCUACGGGCCCGAGUGUGACUGGUGGGCGCUGGGCGUGUUCGCCUAUGAAAUGUUCUAUGGGCAGACGCCCUUCUACGCCGACUCCACUGCGGAGACCUACGGCAAGAUCGUCCACUACAAGGAGCACCUGAGUUUGCCGCUGGCCGACGCGGGGGUCCCUGAAGAGGCUCGAGACCUCAUCCGGCGGCUGCUGUGUCCUCCAGAGACACGGCUGGGCCGGGGCGGAGCAGGCGAUUUCCGGAAGCAUCCUUUUUUCUUUGGCCUCGACUGGGAUGGUCUCCGUGACAGCGUGCCCCCCUUUGCACCGGAUUUUGAGGGUGCCACUGACACAUGCAACUUCGACGUGGUGGAGGACGGGCUCACUGCCAUGGUGAGCGGGGGCGGGGAGACCCUGUCAGACAUGCAGGAAGGUGUGCCACUGGGGGUUCACCUGCCUUUCGUGGGCUUCUCCUACUCCUGCAUGGCCCUCAGGGACAAUGCCGUCCCAGGCCCCAUGCCCAUGGAACUGGAGGCUGAGCAGCUGCCUGAGCCACCCGUGCGAGCGCCCAGCCUGGAGCCCACGGGGUCUCCACCGGAGGAAACAGCUGAAGCGGCAGUUCCCGCGGCCGUCCCGGCGGCAGAGGCCGAAGCCCAGGCGGAGAAGGUGACGCUGCGCGAGCUGCAGGAGGCCCUGGAGGAGGAGGUGCUCAGCCGGCAGAGCCUGAGCCGGGAGCUGGAGGCCAUCCGCGCGGCCAACCAGAACUUUCCAGCUGUCACGGGGGUCCCCAGUCCCCGGGCCACGGAUCCACCUUCCCAUCUAGAUGGCCCCCCGGCCGUGGCUCUGGGCCAGUGCCCGCUGGUGGGGCCAGGCCCCCUGCACCGCCGCCACCUGCUGCUCCCUGCCAGGGUCCCUAGGCCUGGCCUUCCGGAGGCGCUUUCCCUGCUCCGGGUCGCCGCUGCUCUGGCUCGUGCCGCCGCCCUGGGCUGCGCUGGGCUGGUGGCCCAC